UAAGUUAGAUAAGGUAGAGCAUUGUAUAAUCUUAGAAACAUUUACUAUACAAAAGCAAACAUUUAGGAAGAGUCAGAAAUUGUGAUCCUGGAUAUUAUCCCAUAGAUGUUCAGCAAGCUUUGGAAAGAACUAUAGAGUUUUAUGAAGUCUGCUAAUGGCUAGAGAGUUUAAUGACUAGACUGCAUUUAGUAACCUUGGUAAUGCUCAUGUUUUUAUUUGAGAAUUUGAAAUAGCUGUACAAUAUUACUAGUAAGAAAAUUUCAAGCAUAAUUUUUUUUCAGAGAUGUCAAAAAAGACACUUGGUUGCUCAUUUUGCACAGGUAUUUGUUUUAAAAUUUUCCAGUCUCAAUGAUUCCUGAUUGCAAAACUUUUCCUGAGUUUGACGCUUUUUUGAGACCGUACAAGCUGCUACAUAGCUUCCAAUAAUUGUCAGCAUUGUGCAUUUGGUCAGUAAACAAAUGGUCUGCCUAUCUGAAGAAAUCAAUCUACAAAUGUUAAGUUUUUUUCAGGAUCUGCUGCAUAUGUUAUUGAAACACUAUUUGACAUUGAAGUAUGUAAGAAUCAGCUAAUCGAGUGGAUGAUUUCAGAUAAUGCAGAUGUUAUCAGCAUAUUUCUUGUAAAUGUGAAUGGAUUAUUAAGAUGUAACAAUGGGGAAACCUUACUUAAUGUUUCAACAGUUAUAAACUCAUUGGCUGCUUCAUUUGAAAGUCAACUGUGGUUGUUAAGCAGUAUGAAUUUGAUGACACUAUUCAACUUUUAUGUGAUAUGCUUCAGUCAUCUUGUAUGUCUUUAGCACAUAAUGCAUCUCUUGCCAUAGCAAGUGCCCAGUGCUCCUACAAAAUUUUGUGUUCUUUUUUCUACCACAUCAAAAUUGAAACUUAGCUGGGAUGAACCUUUGGAAAAAAAUGGUGUAAUUAUAGGGUAUGAACUCUCUGUUGAAGGAAAACCAAUAAGUAUAUUUUUAAAGACAAAAAGUUAUAUAAUGACACAUCUACAAUCUUCAACUCAGUACAAUUUUGAGAUACGUGUUCUAACUAGUGAAGGAAAAAGAUUAGCAGCUUAUUUGACAGGAACAACAAAUACUCUUGGCACUAGACAUGGUAUAAGGUACCAGCACCAACAUGGUAUAGGGCACAGGCACAGACAUGGUAUAGGGCACAGGCACAGACAUGGUAUAGGGCACAGGCACAAGGCAGGAUUAUUUUGCACCCUCACCUCCUCAAUUACAUGUUCAUUGUAAAACAGAGAUUUUUAUUGAGUGGGAUCCUCCUAAAAAUCUUCUUGGCAGAUUAAAUUAUUAUGAACUUAGAAUGGAUAACAUGGUUUCAGCUUGGAUGAGUGAGGGUAGAUGCGAAAGUUUGCCCAGAACACGUCAAAUCAGCAAGCAAUAUUAAUCCAAGGCAUGGCUGCAUAUAGACAAAAGAAACAUCGUCAUUUUAAACAACAAAAAGAAAUAAAUACUUUCUAUCCAGAGGAAAAUUUAUCUGAAUAUUUAGACACUGCGAUUGAUCCAUCUAUUGAAAUUGAUACUUUGAGUAAUUUAGUAACCUAUCAAUCUGAAGAUACUCAAGUUGAUGUUUCUGAAUUUUCUGAAUUUGAUUCAUCUUCCGAUUUAUCUAUUGAUUCAGAAUAUUAUUCUCAUACAUUUCCAGCUGAUAGUUUUUCAGAUAAUGAACCUUUUCAUCAGCAAUCAACUAAUUUAAUAGAAACCAAUUGCCGUGAAAAAUUACAGAAAUGGACUGUAGACCAUCGAAGCCAUUUGACUGUUGAAACAGUAGAAGAUUUGUUAAAAGUACUAAGGGUAGAAAAUAUUCCUAAUUUACCUAAAUCUGCAGUUACAUUGUUGCAUACAAAGUCAAAUAAAAAUAUAAAAUUAAUGAAUAGCGCAAAAAACACAAUUGGAUAUUUUAUGUUUCUUGGUAUAGAACAAGGCUUAAAUGAUGUUAUUACUGAGGAUUAUACUGAUAAUGUUAUUUGUUUAUUAUUUAAUAUCAAUGGUUUGCCAUUAUUCAAUGGUUCUAAUCAACAAUUUUGGGCUAUCUUAGGACUUAUUUUGCACAAUGAAUAUAAUUCACAACCAUUUAUAAUAGCUGUUUAUAGUGGGGAUUUUAAACCACAAAGUAUAGAUGUUUUUUUAAAAGAUUUUGUCUCUGAAGCAAAAAAUUUAGUUUUAAAUGGAGUAACUAUUGGUCAAGUGACCUUUAAAGUAGAUGUUGUAGGUUUUUAUUGUGACACACUUGCCAGAUCAUUUAUUAAAAAAUGUAAAGGACAUGGUGGUUAUUAUGCAUGUGAACGUUGUGAGACCAGUGGGACGACAAUAAAUAAAAAAAGAGUUGAAAAUAUUAGUGAAUUUUAUACCCAAAGAGUUUCAAAGAAAAAGAUUACUUUAGUAAUACACUUACCUUCAUGAUUCAUGAAAAAAUGAUUUAAAAUACAUUUGUUGACUUUAUAAUUCCAUCAAUUAUUAUUGUAGAAUUAUCAAUUAUUAUUGUAGAAUACUAGAAUGUUCAAUGUAACACACAAUAGAAGUUUGUUAUUUGAAUAUCUAUAUUACGAGUAGCAUUAUAAAUAUAUCUUUAUUUGGAUAGCAUUAUAAAUAUUAGCUUUGAAAUAUUUUAUAUUUAGAUUUUUUUUUCAGAUUUAAUAAAGUUUAUUUUAAUCUGAAAUAAUCAUUAUUCAAAGUAAUUUAAUUCUUCAUUAUUUGGUAAAAGUAAAUUUAAUAUGCUAUUUUUAUAAGGUAUUUCAUUAAUAUGAAUCAUCUGGCAAGUACUACUCAUGUUGUAGUUAAAUUCCUUGAAAAAACAUGGAAAAAAAGCAUGAAAAAGAAUGUAUUGAUGUCAUUCCUAUUUUAUGGGUGUAUUAUGAAAAAGACAAGUUAUUCUGUAAAUACCCAUCUGAAAACGAAUAUCAUGCGCUAGAAAAAAUGAGUAAAAUGUAAUUGAUACCAGGAGUUUUGUGGAAGAGUUUUGAAAUUGUUUUAAUUAAAGAAGCAAAAAGCUAUGAACAAGGAUUGCGACGUAUGAUUAGGGCAUGCUCUGAAUUUGUAGUUCAGAGCAGUAAUUUUGAAGAUUUAAACAGUUCAGAAGAAGAAUCUGCUCCUGUUAAAUUAAGCAACUCUGAGCUUAAAGCAUCUUUAAAAGGUAUCUCUUCGUUUAAAGAGCAUGAGUUCUUUGUUUCCUUUAAAGUAAAGAAAAGGCGAUCGCCAUGUUGUGAUGAAGAAUCUAAUGACUUUUUGUCCUCAUCUCCUAAAAUAAAGACCUAUAAAUGUAACCCAGAGAGAAAAAACCAAAUGAUAAAGACUUCCGGUAUAUCACAUGAAGACUCCAGGAAAAAUUUAAACGAAGACAAAAUAAAUAAAAAAGAUCAUAGUAAAAGAGUCUUUUGUUUCCUUUGAAGUAAAGAAAAAGCGAUCGUCAUGUCGUGAUGAAGAAUCUAAUGAUUCUUUGUCCUCAUCUGCGAAAAUAAAGAAAAUAUUGACCUCUAAAUGUACACUAUUGUAUAAAUUUUAAAAGAUAGAUAAAGCGCGACAGCGCUCAAUUUUUCAAGAAAUAACUAUUUCAAUAUUAGCUGCUAACAAUGGUUUAUAACUAGACAGUCAGUACUGGCAAAGCGUUAUCAUCCCAGAUAAAUGCCAGUGCCGAACCAGUACUGGCUGCCAGUAUUAGACAUUACUGGCGAAGUACUGCGCCUGUUGUGAAUUUUUGAUUUGGCAGUAAUACGCCAUUACCAGAUGCCAGCAAUGGUUAAGUUCUGGACAUCAAGUACUGGCAAAGCGUUAUCAUCCCAGAUAAAUCCCAGUGCCGAACCAGCACUGGCUGCCAGUAUUGCGCCAGUAUUAGACAGUACUGGCGCAGUACUGCGCCUGUUGUGAAUUUUUGCUUGGGAAGCCAGUUUUGAUUUUUUAUCUACUUUUUGUUCGGUUUAAGUUUUUUAUCUACUUCUAACCCAGUUUGUUCUACUGGAGAUUCCUGGUAUCGAAGUAGUUUGAUGUGUUAUUUGAAUAUUCGAUAAUCAAAUUAUUUGAAUAAACAUUUUGUGAAAAGUUCAAUUAAAAUAUUAAAGAUAAUCUUAUAACAUUUUUUAAUUUUGUUGAUUUUUGAGUCGUGCACUUUUUUUGCAAACGAGUUUUUGUGGCAUAAACAUUAGAAAUAAAGUUUUAUGAUGGCUUCCAUAAUCCUUUUUAUGUGAUCAUUUUUAUUAUUGUUAUUAAAAAAGUUCGGAAAUAAGAUAAAAAUUAAAAUUUUAACUUUUUUUUUUUAUUGUAGCUACAUCAUCUUCUAUUUUAAAAAGAAGAAUCUCUCUCAAAAAGUAAUUUGAAUCGCGAUCCAACGAAUUGUUAGUAUGCGACUAUAUGCAACUUGUAAAGUUAAAAAAUUUUAAAUAAAAAUAAAAAU
Molecule: messenger RNA, 4394 nt
Organism: Hydra vulgaris (swiftwater hydra)
Lineage: Eukaryota; Metazoa; Cnidaria; Hydrozoa; Anthoathecata; Hydridae
Source: RefSeq, a predicted model, not a curated record